Messenger RNA from Drosophila willistoni, 1149 nucleotides. RefSeq names its product GTP-binding nuclear protein Ran. The record is from RefSeq and is a predicted model, not a curated record. The transcript has a single exon. NCBI's taxonomy places the organism in Eukaryota, Metazoa, Arthropoda, Insecta, Diptera, Drosophilidae. Gene Ontology annotation, molecular function: GTPase activity; GTP binding. The coding region runs from base 97 to 636 and encodes 179 amino acids. Gene Ontology annotation, cellular component: nucleus; cytoplasm. Gene Ontology annotation, biological process: ribosomal subunit export from nucleus; protein import into nucleus.
UAUUUUAUUUUGUAAAAACGAUAAUAUAAAAAUUAUUAUCAAGGAGAGGAAGAGGAGAGAGAAGCUUUACUGAAUUUAACAUAUUAUAUAUUGAAAAUGUCCGAUUAUUUGGACAUGAAGUGUGUCCUUUUGGGAGACGGUAAGACAGGCAAAUCGACAUUUAUUAAGCGCCAGUUAACAGGACAAUAUCAACGGGAUUAUCUACCAACUGAUAAUGUGGACUUGUCUACCUUGAAGUUUCAUACAAAUCAAGGGACAAUCAGUUUUAAAGUCUGGGAUACGGCCGGACAGGAGGAAUUACGUGGUCUACGUGACAUAUAUUACAUGCAAGCUCGUUGUGCCAUUAUAAUGUUUGAUGUAACUCGACCCAAGACAUUUCUCAAUGUGACGGAAUGGCGUCGCGAAUUGAUUCGCAUAUGUCCAGAUAUACCGAUUGUUCUGUGCGGCAAUAAGGCCGAUUUUAUGUUGCCGUUGUCGAUCGAGUCGACAUUUCAUCUUCAUAACCUUCCCUAUUAUCCAAUGUCAGUGAAGACUGGCUAUAAUUAUGACAAGCCGUUCUUAUGGUUAGCUCGCCGUGUAACUGACAACCCGAAAUUGCGUUUUGUCAAGCAACCAGUCAACUUCAGUCCUCAGUAAAGAUGAUGAUACCAAUUGUGAUGUCAAUGCACAAGUUCCUUUGUUUGUGAUUCAUGAAAGCUUUUCGUUUAUAUAUUCUUUUAUAAAUUCUUGUAUAAUUCAAAUGUUUGGAAAGGCUUACAAAAGUUUAAAGUUUUCUCCUACAUAUGCAGCGAUUUCCAACACAUUUAAAGUCAUCUUUCUCCCGGGUACAGAGAUAGCGUUGUCCUUUAGUAAAUGUCCCAGUUACUGUGUGUAGACUAAGCCAAAAUAUAAUUAAAACUAAACUGGUCAACCAACAGCAAAAAAUUAAAACUUUUAUUACGCCAACUGCUCGCAUCCUCAUGCAUUUCUCAAUUCAGAUUUGAUUGUUCAUAUCCAUCACAUUUGCAUCGGUUAAUGGCGCUCGUACAAUUCCACUGGUAAAUCCGAUUAUUCGGUUGACAUAAUACUUUUGGAUCCAAAUCUUUCGGCAGAGUUUCAUUGAAUCUCUCAACGCAGCACAUGGCCAAUAUGUAAAGGUUAUAAAAUAAA